Messenger RNA from Hansenula anomala, 438 nucleotides. It is a transcript of the gene SLM4, whose product is annotated as Slm4p. Bases 1 to 438 code for a protein of 145 amino acids. The record is from RefSeq and is a predicted model, not a curated record. Lineage: Eukaryota; Fungi; Ascomycota; Saccharomycetes; Phaffomycetales; Wickerhamomycetaceae. Gene Ontology annotation, cellular component: Ragulator complex. Gene Ontology annotation, biological process: signal transduction. The transcript has a single exon.
AUGCUUCAUUCCAAAAACAUAGAGGACGUACUUGUACAAGGCCUCAGACCAGUACGAACAACAUCAAAAUCAUUAUUGGCCAUUUCAUUAAUCACACCAACUGGUGCUCCGUUAUCUUCACAUAUAAGCUCUCAAUAUGAGGGUGAUAUAACAACUACAAAAUUAAGAAUGUUUUCAUUAUUGGCAAUGAAUAGUUACAUCAAUGAACAUGGCGAUGACCAAGAAGAUGGUGAAGAAGGUGUUGAUGAUGACGAUGAUGUUUUAGCUGUUGAAGUUGAAGAUUAUAUGCUUUAUUUAAAAAGAAUCAAGGGGACAAAAUUUAGUGUUGUUUUAAUAACUGAAAAAGAUUAUCCCGUGGGCGUUAUACGGUUGAAGAUGAAGAAUUUGAGUGAAGCGUUUGAGGAAUUGUCUAAGUUUGAAUAUGUCGCUGAUCAGUAA